Molecule: messenger RNA, 3031 nt
Organism: Glossina fuscipes
Lineage: Eukaryota; Metazoa; Arthropoda; Insecta; Diptera; Glossinidae
Product: ankyrin-1
Exons: 7
Coding region: 495-2660 (721 amino acids)
Biological process (GO): intracellular signal transduction
Molecular function (GO): protein binding
Source: RefSeq, a predicted model, not a curated record
AAGCCCGUUUAGCAUUUGUUUUUUUUUUUUUUUUUUUUUAUAAAUUUAACUUCAUUUUUAUUGAGGUGAAAAAAGUUCUAAUCGAUAUACGCUUACAAAAAUAUAAUUGGCUUUUCUUUAAUUGAUUCAUAAACAAACAGUUGGUCUUUAAUAAGACGUUUUCAUAGGAUACGUUUAUAAAAUGGAAAAAGUAAACAAAAUUGAAAAAUUCAACAAUAAUAACGCAAGCAACAAACAAACACGUGCGCCAUCGGAAAAAUUCUACUCAAGUGUGGUUUAAACCUGAGAAAAUGUUUAUAAUUGACUUGCAUUUUGUGCAUGAGACAAUUUUUUGGACUUGACCUAAUUCUUACUAAAAAAAAAAAAGAAAAGAAAAUAUAUAUCAAAUUGAAGUUGUCGAUGAGCAAAGGGAAAUGAGAUUUUUUUUUUUUAAAUUGUAUAUUGACUUAACGUGGCUUUUAAUGCGAUAAUUGCGAAAACGUUGACUGUGGAAUAUGGGUGGCUCGGUAAGUCAAAUAUUUCGUUCGGGCUCAGCGUUGCUGUCACACCGACGAGAUGGGCAUAUAUCAAAGGCUACAGAGGAGAAAAUUCAAACUUUAUUUGAGAUUUUAAGAGCUAAUCCAAAAAUCUCUAUACAAACAUUAGAAAGUUUGCUCAUGCAAAUUCCAAAGAAUGAAAAUAUUUUAGUUAUACAUGAUGACUGCGGCUUCAAUAUAUUACAACGUAGUGUCGGCCUUAAUCACAUCGAACUUACGAAAUGGUUGCUACAACGACAUCGGCCAGAUGUUAAUCGCAGUCCUUGCUCUCUUCCGUUACAUAUAGCCUGUCUGAAAGGCUAUGAGGCCUGCGUAGAGUUAUUGCUGAAGUAUGGAGCUCGUAUAGAAUGCGAUUCACGCAUGUGUUUUCCAAGUUCCCAUUCGUCUAAUUGUGAGCUAUUCCAAUACAAUGCCAGUAAUUUUGAAGACGUUGAAUUUCCAAUGCCUCGUGAACGUUACGAUAAUUCUAAAUUGCAGAAUGCUAUAUGUUACGCCAUCGAUGGUGAUCAAAUUAACGUUUUAAACAUAUUAGUGCAAAAGAUUGAAGAUCCUUGGAUACCAUUUCGCGUUAAAAAGCCAGCGUUUCAUUUAUUACAUACGGCUUGUGAACGGGGCGCUUGGAAUUGCGUUCAGCAACUAAUUGUUACUCGUUCUGAAGAAAUCAAUCUCAUUAAAGACGAAUAUUAUCCCAUACAUCAAGCUGUAUUACAUGAUGUACGAUUUCUAGAGUUACUCAUACAACACGGAGCCAUAACCACUGUACGUACCUGUACUCAACAAUUCACUUUAUUGCAUAUGGUAAUAUUUAUUGCACGUAAGUCUGCGGAAGAUACCUUAAGCAUUUUGAGGAUAUUGCUCGAACGCGGAUGUAAAGAGCUUAUUAAUGAACCAGAUGUGCUUGGUAAUACCCCGUUGCAUUCUCUUAUAGUGCGUUACGCUUUAGAGGAAGCCAGGUAUGGUUAUGAUAAGUGGAGUAAAUGGGACGUUCUCCAUUUAGUACGAUUUCUAUUGCAAAAUGGCGCCAAAAAUUCCAUUAACCAAGCCGGCAAUAGUGCUCUGGCUUGCGUUUUUCGUCACAUACGAGAUUGGGAAGUCUGCUUUGAAUUGCUUAGCAUGCUUAUUAAAGAAGAUGGUGACCCAAACAUUGUCGGCCGUGACGGUUCAGUGCCUAUAAUGGUUCUGCUAAUACCUCUAAUUAACACAGACACUUUACACCAUUUUACUCAUUCAAUGAAGGUUUGUUUUGUUAAUUGCAUACGAAUUUUGUUACAACAUGGAGCAAACCCGAACUGUUCCUAUCAUCAGAAUCUCACGCCACUGCAUGUCUUGGUUUUCACUGUUAGCGAAAAUUUUUUGUUGACCUGUGAUACUUCAAAACGCACAAAUUAUGAUUUUAUUAAAAAUAUCUUAUAUUUGCUGCUACAGCAUGGCCUUGACUGUAAUCAAACAUAUCAGAAUAUAUUACAAGCAGUCUUGGAUAUGGUACGCAAUGUGCGUUCUUGUCAAGAUAUGCAAUGUGUUUAUGAUUUAAUUUUAACGCUUGUACAAUACGGAGCAGAUACGAAUAUAGUAUUAAGCAGCAUGACCACUGGUGGUGCAAUAUAUUCCAAUGAAAUUGCUCGUUUUGGCGAUGCCUUAGGUUUAAAUGGCUCACCUGAAAACGAUACAACAAACGAGGUGACUAGCAGUAGUAGCAAUGGUGGAGGCGGAGGUAGCAGUGCUCGUCAGACAUUGGGCGAAUCAACAUUUCGUAACUCGUUUCGCACCAAUUCUCGAUAUCUGCUCUUUUAUUAUAUUGUGCUAAUAACCAAAAAGGAUUUCAUACUCAACGAUCCCGAAUUAACGUUCACGCAUGUUAUACAUUUGUUCUUCAGUACCAUGCAACACGAUGCCUUGUACAAUUGCUUAAAAUCGUUGCAUAAUUUUUACAUGGCUCAGGUACCGAGUAAAAAAACCGAACAAUUAAUAGCAGUUAUAUCAUCAUUGUAUCGUAAGCCUCGCAACUUAAAGCAGUUAGCACGUCUUGCUAUUUAUGAGGCAGUUAAUCGAAAAUUGGCUCAAAAUAUAAAUGGAUUAAAAUUGCCAGGACCGUUAAAGGACUAUGUAUUAAAUUUUGACCGGUAACCAUAAGACGUGCAAAAGAGAUAAAGUAAUAAGCAUUAAACACUCCUUUCAAAUAUAGAUAUAUAUAUAUACAUAUAUAUACAUAUGUUUUUUUGUUUUUGUUUGCAAUUUAAGCUUAAAAACGACUAUAAAAGUACUUUAGAAUUCUUAAAAAACCAAUUAUAAAAUAAGAGGGAUAUUUUUUUCGUAACGUUUCAGUAUCAACAAAAAACAUGAAGUUAUAUCAAGUGCCAUUUUUAAUUUUUCUUAUAUUUAUUCUAUCGGUGAAACUAAUUAAUUUACUUAAUUGUAACUCAUUUGAAUUUCCCCAACCCAGCCCCUGCUGCGAUGGCUUCGCAAAUAUUGCCAAAAUGCGAAAUAAAAAAAAAAAU